UCUCCUCCGCAGUGCACUGCUGGACAGGGCUGAGUGCGGAGUACAGGACAGCACAGGACAGGACAGUAAGCGCUUCCCUACAGUCCUAAAGUCCCAAACACGAGAGCAGCACCCACAUGGAGCUCAUUUGAACUGUUGGAGGACUGGUCUUCACUUCACGACUCACACUCACAGAUUUACAGUUUGAAAGGGAAGGGACAUAUCAGACAUGGACACCUUGGUGUGGAUCUGGAUUUGUGGAGCGCUGGGGCUGGUGUGUGGCUCUAAGCUGGAGCGGGCCGUAGUCGAGGAUUGUGAUUCGGGCAGUUUCACUCGCGAUGGGGAGUGCUGUUUGCAGUGUCCUCCAGGAGAGGGAGUGGUCAAGGAGUGCGGGGCCACCCAGACCGAAUGCAGUCAAUGCUUGGACAGUGAGACGUUCUCUGAGACGUUCAGUCACACAGACAAGUGUCAGACGUGUAUAGAGUGUACGGGACUCAUGCGCAUGCAGACCCCCUGCACCGACUCGAACGACGCUGUGUGCGUGUGCAACUACGGCUACUUCAUGAGCGAACUGUCAGGCCAGUGCGAGCCGUGCACGGUGUGUCCACGCGGUCAGGGUGUGAUGAUGCGCUGCGAGCCCAACCACGACACGAUCUGUGAGGAGUGUCUGGACGACACCUACUCUGACCAGGAGAGCACGCUGGACCCCUGCCUGCCCUGCACCAUCUGCGAGGAGGGAAUAGAGAUUCUCAUGAGGAACUGCACACCCAUUGAAGAUGCAUGGUGUCAUGAUCCGUUGAGUCCUACCUAUCCUGCUUCCACUAGUGAUUCCAGUUUGUUCGUCACUGAUCCGAACCGUUUGUGGAGCCCCAACCCUGGAGGGGACGCCACCACACCCAAACCCAGCUCCCCUCAUUUCAUUGGCAAAGGGCUAAACGAGAACCUGAUUCCCAUUUACUGCCCCAUCCUUGCAGCGGUCGUAGUCGGCCUCCUGGCUUACAUAAUCUUCAAGAGGUGGAACAGCUGCAAGCAGAAUAAACAGGCAGCUAAUAAUCGCGCAGCCACAGCCAACCAGAUGCCAUCUCCAGAGGGAGAGAAGCUGCACAGUGACAGCGGCAUCUCAGUGGACAGCCAGAGUCUGCAGGAGCAGCAAGCGCAGACGCAGACGCAGGCGCAGGCCCACACACAGCUGCACGCAGCAGAGCAGAUCGUGGUGAGAGUGGAUGGAGGGGCUCAGCCUGACUCCCCCCCACCUCAGGCCUAACCAGUGAGGAAGAGGACGCUAUGUUAUCAAUAUAACAAUGAAGAGGGGAUGAGAGGUUGGAGUGAAGGAAACAAGGAAGCAGAAAGAGGAGAAUGGAGGAGCCAUGAUGGCCAUACAGCAAGGAACGCAGAGACAAAGACCUUUUAAAAAUAUUUUUAAACCCAGCAAGGACUAUUCAUUGAUGAGCCGCUUCAACAGCAACAACGGAUCCACAUCAGCGAUCAGACUCACUGGCUUAAAAUAGCUACUUCUGAAUAAACGUAAGCCUUUUACCCUGGAGAAAGUUCACCAUAAAAAACCACCACAAACUCUGAUGAAUGUUUAACAUAUGCUGGGAUUCUCAGAUGUAUUAAUGCGCCCUUGUGACACAAACUGUGGAUGUCCCGGGCUUCAUGAGAGGAAGCGAAGAGACGUUAACACAAGCUUCACGGAUAUCGCGCAACUUAGCAGCCGCACCAUGGUUCCUCCACCUGGAGCCUUCUUCCUGAUCUAAUAAGGAUUUCGUUUUUGCCUUAUCUUUGAAGUUUUAAUUGAUUUUGUCUAGAACACCAAGGCCCUUUAUUAAAUCAGAAUCAUACACAUUUUCAGGGGUGUGUUAAAACUUUGGAGGGGUUGUAUGCAGUUAGCGCAGAACUACCAGUCGCCAUCUCGUUUCAAAGCAGCUGAUCGCAGGUCAGCGUUUAUGGGCAACAACUCACGACUGUGACAUUUGCUGACCUUUAAUAAUGUAAUGACUCAGAUCUAUACUCAGCUCGCCUUCCUUUUUCUCUCUUUCACAACCUUUUCUCUAUAAAACACACACAUAGCGUAUCAUGUUCCCUGCCUUCCUCUUGUUACUGCAGUUUAGGUUUCAUUGCCUAGAUCUUCUCGCCUUACCUCUUCAGAAAUCUGAGUCACAGUGCAAAGAGAAACCAGAACUAAAAAUCUACGCACCUAUUUUCAUGCCAUCAUGCACUCCUAGAAGUAGUCUCCGUGUUCAUGUCCUCCCAUCAAUUCAGGUUUGAUAGGGAUUUGGUUUGGAUUUAGAUUAGCGGCACGUGUUCGUUAAUGAUUCCUGUAAUGAUUCUUUUAGUACUUUUGAGGAAACCUUAUCGACCACAUUAAUAAUUUGUCUUAACUAUUUACUAAACAAAAACUAUAAUAUUUUGCUAAUAUAAAGUUUCUUCAAGUUGAAAACUUAAAACUCCAAAUGUGUAUCUUUAACUACAUAUUGCCAUAUGAAUAACCAGUAACUACAUGGACUACAUGAAAAAAAAAAAAAAAAAAACGAUAUAUUUUUUUCUUAGACUCUACAAUCAAUGAUUCUUACUGUAGCUCUUGAUGAGUCAUCUGUCUAGGUUUUCUCCAUCUUUUGUUGCCACAUUUGCUCUUUCUUUCUCACUCUUUGUCUUGGUUACAUGAUUCAUGCUGAUGCAGAUUCAGAUGCUAUAAUGUGGUUUGAAUUACUCAACCAUCUCAGCAGUCAUGAGCUGGAAGCUGAGAGAAAGAGAGCUGGUCUAAGGAUGCAUCACUGACCUGGACUAAGGGGCAAUAAAAAGGACCUUAACAUCAUUAUAGAAGCUUUAGAUUAAAUCAGAACGGUCUAACCGAACAAACAAAUUAACAUACAACAAAAACAGAACAACUAAAAAUAGUCUUUGCUUCCUGUUUUCUAUCUAUCCAAUGGAUAUUGAACUCGUAAAUAGACUUAAGGGACCUAACACAGAUACUCCAUAGCGCAUCCACACACACACACACACACACACACACACACACAAACACACACACAUAGUAUCUAAUGGACUGUCUUUCAUUGCAUUUCUAAUGCGCGCACUGUCAGGCUCUGGAAUAAACAUGAGAGGCAUUAGUGAGACAUUCCUGUCAGGCAGGUCGUAAUUACCCCAAAGCUUUCCGUUUUUCUUCCCCGCAGUCAGUUCACUCUCUCGGGGAUCCGCACUGCUCGGAUUCCCUUCCCUGGAGCUCUGCCUCUCCAUUCAGGGACUCACCGUCCAACUUUUCUACUCUCAGCUCCGCUAAUAUUCCUACACUCUUAAAAAUAGAGUCCAAAAUAUGUUGUGUGUGGAACUUGUGCAAUGAAAAGCUUCCAUGAAUGGCUUCUUAAUGGAGCAAUUAAACAACUUUUAUUUUAAAGAGUGUACAUCAGUGAGUAAUCUAUAGGAAAUCACAUUUUGAUACAACAACACCAUGCAAAAUCCAUUUUAAGCAGGUAGAUUGCCAGUCUUUAGCUGGUUGCCCUGCCAGCUUUGUUAAAGCCAACUUGACCACCUUUAGCUGGUAUGACCAGGUGGUAGCUGUUUCUUAGUGGUUUUCUGACUACCAUGUGAAAAAAAAGCUACCAGCUUUAGCUGGAUUUUCCAGCAGGUUCAUUAUUCCUGUACUCAAUGCAAAUUACUGACUGGUUUAAACUAUUAGACUCUAAUUCAGUUCCCACUUGAAGUCAUGCAUUACCUUAAAGUUUGAUAUAUGAGUUGGUGGAACAUCGCUGCCUCCUGCUUUUUUGGCAGGCAGGUUGUCGGCUCCAUCAGCUUUUAUAUGGCUUUAGUAGCAUGCAUCUCCCCUGGAGCUGCGUUUUCCAUUAAAUCAGGCAGCGAAGCAUAUCAUUGGCUUCUGGGGUUGCUCGCAUGCUAGUGUUUAAUGCACAUCAUGGGUUGAACGUUCACUCGUGGGGCAUUUUCGCUGAUGUUUGUCCUGAUAUUAGCCUACUUGAGAGAACCUGAUGAGAUCAAGAUAAGAUCUCACGGUCUGUCUGCGGGAAUGCACUGAGAACAAACUGGCUUGUGCUUAUCCCAUGCUUUGAUUCUUAACACAGAGCAGAGAAGUUGGCAGACAUAGAGACCUAGAGAGAGUUGUGAUGACAAUACAAUCAAAUUCGGAGUGAUUGAUGCUUCUCAGGGGGUGGUGAUGUGAGUAUACUAUAUCGAAAAUAUGGCUAUAUUUUCAUAGAAUGUUAAAUUGAUUGUUUGGCGUAAUGUGUUCUGAGAAUAGAAGGUGUGAGGGAGAGCCUUUUACCAUGUGUUUCAGAUAUAAACCAGACGACAUGUGCUUGGCAUCUACAAGAUGUCAAUGCAUCAAUCAAUCAGAAAGCAUCUAAAAUAACUGAAGUUAACAGGUGGAUGGAGUCUUGAAUCAGUUCCCUGGAAUGUGCCAAAGUUGCCAUACAUAAAACACCUCCACAUUAAAAUGUCCACUUAAAUGGUCAUAAAUCCAUUUGUCAGCCAGAAAGUGUAUCGGAUGAAAACAAAACUUCUUUACAACAUAUUCACAUACUAAAAAACUCCAUCCUUGUCCCUCCAUCUUUAUUAAUUUCUACUUGAGUAAUUCUUUAUUUUUUUAUAAACAGAAUUUUUUUUGUUUUUGUUUUCAAAUAGAUUUAUUCUUUGAGAGCAGUAUUUUAUAGAGACAGUUUACUUUCGUAGCACUUCAAAAAGAUUGAAUUUGAACACUCAAAGAGUGUCCAUCACCAGAAAGUGCCUGUGGAUUUUGUCAGGUGUCUUUGAGCAGUGUUCAACAAGUCUGAUUUCAUGUUAAAUGUUUUUGUUAUCUAUUUUUAUUCUGUGUGUUAUAAGUGUAUGUGAUAGUUUUUUGCCUUCGUUUUUUAUCUUGUUAAUCUUUAGUUAUAAGUAAAUGUUGAUUUCAAAAUAGUAUGUCAUUAUCCAGGUUAAAUACAUCCAGGUGAAUGUUAUCUAUUAUUUUGUUUCUGAGAAAUGCCUACACUGCAAAAAAAAAAAACAAAAAAAAAAAACAAACAAAAAAAAAAACAAAUCCUUCUUAUUUAGAAUUUUUGUGUUGUUUGAAGGCAAAAUAUCUAAACAUCCUUGCUUGAGAAUUUAUGUUGAAUUAAGUUUCUUACAUCAUUUGCAUAUAUAUGCUUAAAACGAGAAUAUAUAUAUAUAUAUAUAUAUAU
Messenger RNA from Carassius gibelio (silver crucian carp), 5147 nucleotides. Its product is annotated as tumor necrosis factor receptor superfamily member 16-like. Gene Ontology annotation, molecular function: nerve growth factor binding; death receptor activity; coreceptor activity. Bases 209 to 1243 code for a protein of 344 amino acids. The transcript has 6 exons. Gene Ontology annotation, biological process: Rho protein signal transduction. NCBI's taxonomy places the organism in Eukaryota, Metazoa, Chordata, Actinopteri, Cypriniformes, Cyprinidae. The record is from RefSeq and is a predicted model, not a curated record. Gene Ontology annotation, cellular component: cell surface; plasma membrane.